AUGCCUCAUCGGAGCCUGCUCGCCCGCGCACACUCGGAAGACGACGCAGACGCCGCCAUGGGGGACGCCGUCGCUGGCGCCGUCGACUACCGCGGCCGGCCCGCCUCCCGCGCCGCCACCGGCGGCUGGAAGUCCUCGGUGUUCGUCAUGGCAAUGGAGAUCGCCGAGCGGUUCGCGUACAAGGGCGUGGCGGCGAACCUCAUCACGUACCUCACGGGGCCGCUGGGCCAGCCCAUGGCGCGCGCGGCGGCGUCCAUCGACGCGUGGAAGGGCGUCUCCCAGAUGCUGCCGCUGCCGGUGGCCUGCGUCGCCGACGCCUGGCUCGGCCGCUACCGGGCCAUCGUCCUCGCCUCCAUCCUCUUCGUCGUGAGCAUGGGCACGCUGUCGCUGUCGUCGGCGUUCCACAUCUUCCGCUCCGGCGGCCACGUGGCCGUCUUCUACGUCGCGCUCUACCUGGUGGCGCUGGGCGAGGGCGCGCACAAGCCCUGCGCGCAGGCGUUCGCGGCCGACCAGUUCGACGAGAAGGACCCCAAGGAGAACGUGGCAAGGAGCUCCUUCUUCAACUGGUGGUACUUCGGCAUGUGCGCCGGCACCGCCGUCACCACCAUGGUCUCCAGCUACGUCCAGGACAACGUCGGCUGGGGCCUCGGCUUCGGUAUCCCCUGCAUCGUCAUCCUCGUCUCCCUCGCCGUCUUCCUCAUUGGCACCCCCUCCUACCGCUACUACACCACCAAGGAGCCCAGCCCCGUCGCCCGCGUCGGCAAGGCGCUCCUGGUGCUGAUCAAGAGCUGGAGAUCGAAGCACCGCACCAAUCCGGCGAGCGGCAAGGUGGAGGCCCAUAAGAACUCCGACGAGGACCUCGUGGAGGAGGUGAGUAGCGUCUUCCGCCUGCUGCCCAUCUGGGCCUCCUGCAUAAUCUACGCCAUCAUCUUCUCCCAGACCUCCACCUUCUUCACCAAGCAGGCGGCCACGCUGGACCGCCGGAUCGGCCCCAACUUCAAGGUGCCGCCGGCGGCGCUGCAGACCUUCAUCAGCGUCAGCAUCGUGGCCUUCAUCCCGGUCUACGACCGUCUCUUCGUGCCGCUCGCGCGCCGCUACACGGGGCGGCCCACGGGCAUCACCAUGCUGCAGAGGGUCGGCGCCGGCCUCUCCCUCUCCCUCGUCGCCGUCGUGCUCUCGGCGCUCGUGGAGAUGAAGCGGCUCGCCGUCGCCAGGGACGCCGGCCUGCUGGACGCCCCCAAGGCUUCUCACCUUCCCAUGACGCUCUGGUGGAUGGUGCCGCAGUACGUCCUCAUCGGCGUCUCCGACGUGUUCGCCAUGAUCGGCCUCCAGGAGUUCUUCUACGACCAGGUCCCCGACGCCGUGCGCAGCCUCGGCCUCGCGCUCUUCCUCAGCAUCUUCGGCGUCGGCCACCUCCUCAGCAGCUUCCUCAUCUCCGUCAUCGACAGGGCCACGGCCAGGCGCGGCGCCAGCUGGUUCUCCAACAACCUCAACCGCGCGCACCUCGACUACUUCUACUGGCUGCUCGCCGGGCUCUGCGUCGUCGAGCUCGUCGCCUUCUUCUUCUUCUCGCGAGCCUAUGUCUACAAGAAGAAGAGCGACGAUGGCGAUUACAGGGGAGGUGAUGCUGAUGCUACAUUGGUGUAA
Molecule: messenger RNA, 1647 nt
Organism: Triticum turgidum subsp. durum (durum wheat)
Lineage: Eukaryota; Viridiplantae; Streptophyta; Magnoliopsida; Poales; Poaceae
Source: the annotation of a GenBank genome assembly